AUGUCUACAGAUCCCAAGGAACUAAUAUCAAUCUAUAAAAAGAAUGGUAAUUUCGACAAGACAAGGAAAACCCUCGUCGACAACUUCAAAAAAUCACAAACAUCAUCAAAUUUACAACUAAAACUUAAAGUAAUGAUUGAACAAAAAAUCAAAAAUGAUCCAAAUAUACUCUUAAAAAAUAAAGGAAAAAUGGCUGCUUUAAUCCAGGGAGAAAUAUUGAACUCAAAAGACAAUUCAAUUUUAAAUAUCGUUGACAAAGAUAUACAGGAUAAAAUUAUUGAUUCCGAUGAUUUUCAUAAAAUGAUUAGAGAUGAUAUAUACGAUAUAAAGAGAAAGAUUCUUGGUAUUUCCGAUGAAGAAUUUGAGAAAAUCAAAGCUGAAGAACGUGAAAAACUUGAGAAGGAGAAAGCUAGAAGACAGACUAGUUAUAAGAAUAAUUUUAAGGUUAAAAGUUUAGUUAAUAAUGGGACUAGUCAUCUUGUUCAUCGGGUUAAUAAACCACCUAAAUUUAAUAUUAAGGAUAAGAAAGAAGAACCAAAGAAAGAGGAGAAGAAGAAGAUUCCAUUUAUGAUGUAUUAA
This is a messenger RNA of Insectozyma verbasci, 579 nucleotides long. The record is from the annotation of a GenBank genome assembly. NCBI's taxonomy places the organism in Eukaryota, Fungi, Ascomycota, Pichiomycetes, Serinales, Debaryomycetaceae.